AUGAGUCUAGUUUCGGGCUUCCCUCACCACCCCGUCAUGCACCACCACGACAGCCAUCACUACUCCUUGCAUGCAGCGGCGGCAAGUCGGUGUCACGAGGAUACCGGGGCCCCUCCGUACUUCACAAGCUGGUUGAUAAGCCACGCGGAUAUGUCUCCAACCGAAUAUAGCCUCGCACCCGGCUACAGCCCAGAGUACCAAGGAAACAGCGGCGGCGGGUCCACCGGCGGCCUGGACCCCCACCAUCACCAUCACCACCAUUACGGACCCGGCGGCUUGGUUCCGGGGGCCGGCGCAAUCUCGGUGAACGGAGCCACGGUCGGUAUGCACCCCCACCACACGCAACCUCGGCCCGUGAAGCGAAGACCCACAGCCAACCGUAAGGAGAGGCGGCGGACCCAGAGCAUCAACUCGGCCUUUGCAGAACUGAGGGAGUGUAUCCCCAACGUCCCGGCCGACACCAAGCUGUCCAAGAUCAAGACGCUGCGGCUGGCGACCAGCUACAUCUCCUACCUGAUGGACAUCCUGGACAAGGACGGACAGCACGGAGACACGCAGGCUUUUAAGGCCGAGCUGAAGAAAACAGAGGCCCGGGAGGAGCGGCGGAAGAGAGAGGCGGUGGAGAUCCCGAAGACAAUAUCAUCAUCAUCCUCCUCCUCAUCGUCAUCCUCUUUGUCAGCGAGCGAUAAGAAGAGUAAAGGUCGGACAGGUUGGCCUCAACAUGUCUGGGCUCUGGAACUCAAACAGUAG
Molecule: messenger RNA, 750 nt
Organism: Cyclopterus lumpus (lumpfish)
Lineage: Eukaryota; Metazoa; Chordata; Actinopteri; Perciformes; Cyclopteridae
Gene: hand2
Product: heart and neural crest derivatives expressed 2
Exons: 2
Coding region: 1-750 (249 amino acids)
Biological process (GO): regulation of transcription by RNA polymerase II; heart development
Molecular function (GO): protein dimerization activity; DNA-binding transcription factor activity, RNA polymerase II-specific; RNA polymerase II transcription regulatory region sequence-specific DNA binding
Source: RefSeq, a predicted model, not a curated record